Lycium ferocissimum is the source of this 1692-nucleotide messenger RNA. RefSeq lists its product as uncharacterized. NCBI's taxonomy places the organism in Eukaryota, Viridiplantae, Streptophyta, Magnoliopsida, Solanales, Solanaceae. Gene Ontology annotation, biological process: steroid biosynthetic process. The record is from RefSeq and is a predicted model, not a curated record. The coding region runs from base 42 to 1478 and encodes 478 amino acids. The transcript has 5 exons. Gene Ontology annotation, molecular function: 3-beta-hydroxy-Delta5-steroid dehydrogenase (NAD+) activity.
UAUUUGGGGAAAGCGAUAGCCAUUAGGAGUAGAGAGAAAUAAUGCAUCUGAGUGAGGAGGAAGGGAUAGAGAAUAAUAGUUUCGUGGUGACAGGUGGACUUGGCUUUGUAGGGUCGGCGCUUUGUAUUGAGCUUGUUAGAAGAGGUGCUCGUCUUGUUAAAGCCUUUGAUCUUCGUACCCAUUCUCCUUUCUCCCCUCUACUCCUUCAUCACGGUGUUCAUCUCAUCCAAGGGGAUAUAACAGACAAACAAGAUGUUCAGAAAGCACUACGAGGAGCAGAUUGUGUUUUCCAUCUUGCUUCCUAUGGCAUGUCGGGGAAAGAAAUGCUCCAAUAUAGUCGUGUUGAUGAGGUUAAUAUAAAUGGAACCUGCCACAUUAUUGAUGCUUGCCUUGACCAUCGGAUUAAGAGGCUUGUUUAUGUGAGCACACCUAAUGUUGUUUAUGGUGGCAAGGAAAUUGUUAAUGGCAAUGAAAGCCUACCUUAUUUCCCUAUAGAUGACCAUGCUGAUCCAUAUGGACGCAGCAAAUCCAUUGCCGAACAAUUAGUCCUAAAGAGCAAUGGUCGUCCCUUCAAUAAGAAGAAUGGGAAAUGCCUUUAUACAUGCGCAAUUCGUCCAGCUGCUAUUUAUGGGCCAGGUGAAGAAAGGCACCUGCCGAGGAUCAUAACUCUUGCAAAGUUAGGUCUGCUUCCCUUUAAAAUAGGUUCACCAAAUGUGAAAUCAGAUUGGGUGUACAUGGACAAUCUUGUAUUGGCGCUUUUAUUGGCUAGCAUGGGACUUUUGGAUGACAUCCCUGGUAGAGAAGGGCAUCCAAUUGCUGCUGGUCAGCCUUAUUUUAUAUCAGAUGGUUCUCCCAUCAACAGUUUUGAGUUCCUUCGCCCUUUACUGAAAAGCCUGGAUUAUGACCUACCAAAGACAUCACUAGCUGCCUCUCAUGCUCUUCUUCUGGGAAAACUUUUCUGGGCUUUCUACUCCUUCCUGUAUCCCUGGUUAAAUUGUAGGUGGCUUCCUCAACCUCUGAUCCUUCCUGCUGAAGUUUAUAAGGUUGGUGUCACUCAUUACUUCUCAUUCCUAAAAGCAAAGGAGGAGCUUGGAUACGUCCCAAUGGUGAGUUAUAAGGAGGGCAUGGCUGCAACCAUCGCAUAUUGGCAAGAAAGAAAAAGGAGGAGUUUGGAUGGACCUACAAUAUGGGCAUGGCUGUUUUGUGUGAUUGGAAUGUCAUCAUUGUUUGCUGCUGCAUACCUGCCCGAUUAUGGACCCAUUCCCUUUAUUAGAGCAGUUCACCUCUUCUUCUUUCCCUCUAUGUUGGUAUUGAAAUUAAUGUUUGUUCUAGCGGCUGCUGCACAUUUAGGUGAAGGUAUAUAUGCAUGGAAUCUUGCAAAAAGAAUAGAUCCUGCAAAUGCAAGAGGGUGGUUUUGGCAAACAUUUGCUUUGGGUUUUUUCUCCCUACGAUUACUACUGAAGAGAGCUAAAAAGUAGGAUUACCAUAUUUCUUUGUCUGACUUUAACUAUGAAGCAAGUAGUCGCAAUCACAUCAAGUUGAGAAAUUGUGACCAGUUUCCAAUACUUUCCUCAAUGUUUUUCUCCUUGUUUUUUUAUCUCAGGGAACUAUUCUUUAUUUUGUAUAAUAUUUGACUGCAAUGAGUUCAAAUGGACCGACUUGGUCAAUAAGGAUUCAUAUUGUUGACCUCAA